CUUCUGCAACCACCAGAGCUCCUCGAUUCUAUUGUUACCCCGCGCCAAUUACCCCUCAUCACAACACACACAAUUCGACGACGCUCAACUCUCAACAUGGCUGGGCUCCAGGAGUGGAACGUGACAGAGCCUUGGCUGGACCUCCACUGUGCCCUAGGCGAGGGGCCAUUCUACGACAAGGCUUCGGGCAUAGUGAGAUUUGUCGACAUCAAGCAGAAGCGGGUACACCUCGUCUCGCUCGCAGAGGGGCUACCGUCUCUGAGGACAAUUCAGCUGGAUGUACCCGUAGGCGUUACGUGCAAUAUCGCUGGAGUCGAUCCGCGCCAGCGCAUCCUCAUUGGUAUGAAGACGGGCAUCGCCAUAUUGGAUCUAGAGACCGAAUCGUAUGAGAUGAUCAGCAGCUUCAGUGAGCCUCCGAAUGACCGCCUCCGAGGCAAUGACGGAGGCGCCGAUCCCCAUGGACGUUUCUGGUUUGGCAAUAUGACAGACUUCCCGAGUGGUGAUUGCCAGCCUGAAGGUUCCUUGUACCGCUUUGAUGGGAAGAAGAGCCCAGAGGUGUUCAUGACGGACUUGACCAUCCCAAAUGGCGUUGGUUGGUCGCCUGACAAAAAGACCAUGUACUUUACGCAUUCGUCCGAGGGCAAGGUGUACGCUUUCGACUACGACCUGGAGACCGGAGACGUGUCGAACAAGCGCGUGCUGUAUGAUCACCCCGGGUCUGCUGAUCCCGAUGGCUUCAGAGUUGACGUCCAAGGCAACAUUUGGCAUGCUGUGUAUGGUGAAGGGCGUGUCCUGAAGAUCAGCCCCCAGGGGAAGCUGGUGGGCCAGGUCAUCCUCCCCACGCGCAACAUUACAUGUGUCCAAUUCGCAGGUACCGAGCUCGUCAUCACUACGGCCUCGGACGACUCGGGAGAUGACCAGACGAGCAAGACGUAUGGUGGCGGCGUCUUCAAGGUUGACGUCACCGUUGAAGGCUUGGACCUCUUUGAUUUCAAGCUCUAGCCGGCAUACCUUGGGGAAACAAGACAAUUCUCCCGCGCGAGUAUAUUGUUCUCUUGCCGAUGGGGUAUGGGUCGGUGUCCGGUACCGCACUCGUGCAAUGGGAAGGGCACGAGUCUCUGUGAGCACUCUCAAGGGGGUGUAGAAGUGGCGUGCGGACCCGACUGCAUUCAGCAAGAUCGGUUCAGCCAUGAGCUCUUGUCAGAUACCAUGCAUGCUCCCUUGUCAAUCGCUGUCAAUCGCACGACAAUCUGCAUCGUUGCAACUUUGAACUGGGGAGCCCCAAGUCAACAAUAUUGCACGCCCUGAUCACUAAGUGACACCACCCCUACCGUGGACUCAGUCUCCAUUUGAAUUUUGCCCUUGGAA
Messenger RNA from Emericellopsis atlantica, 1368 nucleotides. RefSeq names its product putative calcium homeostasis protein Regucalcin. Gene Ontology annotation, molecular function: calcium ion binding; gluconolactonase activity. The record is from RefSeq and is a predicted model, not a curated record. NCBI's taxonomy places the organism in Eukaryota, Fungi, Ascomycota, Sordariomycetes, Hypocreales, Bionectriaceae. Gene Ontology annotation, biological process: L-ascorbic acid biosynthetic process. The transcript is spliced from 2 exons. Bases 97 to 1002 code for a protein of 301 amino acids.